AUGCGUCAGGAAAAAGGUUGCAAAAAGAACAGCUGCCGCCGCCACCGAGCGAUUUGUGAGUCUGCUGAGUCUGCUGUCCUGCCUGAGGAUUGGGAGAAACGGCUUCAAUACCUCUUGAAAGCAAACAACGAGCUGCUCAUCGAAAAGCUGCAGAAUCUGACUCGGGUGAGUGUGGUGGAUCGUCUGAGCAAAGUUACCACAGAGAGUGAGACUUCAGCCUACGUGCACCUCAGAACAACAACAGGCACACGCCCGAGCUUUUCUCCAAAUCUGCCAGAAGAGCUGCUUGAAGAGGCGGAAGAUGGUGAAGAGGAGGAGCCAGAGGUCAACCUCUCACGACGUGCGAGCGACAAGAAACGCGUUUCAAUGACUUCCUUGGGCUCCGAGGAGGAACGAGCUCACAUGGAAAAGCUCAAGAAAUCCCAGAAGCAAAGGCAAAGCCGGGAGUUGAGGUACAAUCGUUCCAGCAGCACUUUAGCAAGUGCUCAGAUUACUGUGGCCAUCAAAAGCAUCGUGUCUUCAUGGACCUUUGAAGCUCUCUUUGCUUUUGCCAUCUUGUCGAACAGCAUUUUCAUCGGAGUGGAAGUGCACUUUGCAGCCCACAAUAGGGAAGGCUUGCCACCUGCCUUCUUCUACAUCGACCAGACCUACGCCGCACUCUUCUUGAUCGAACUGGUGCUGCGAAUUCUCGCUGAGCGGCUUCCGUUCUUUUGGUCCUCUCCAAAUGUGAUGUGGAACUACCUGGAUAUUCUCAUCAACAUCACCUCGGUGUUGAACCUGGUGUCUUUUAUUGCCAGCACCGGACAAGAUGCUGACUCAUUCAAAGCAUCUGGGAACGUCCGAAUCAUCCGGAUUCUACGACUGACCAGGGUCAUCCGGGUGGUGCGCAUCGUGAAAAUUGUACGCUUCAUCCGGGCGCUGAGAUCACUAGUGCACUCCAUUUUUGGAACUUUGAAGGUACUGCUAUGGUCUGUUCUGCUUCUUGUGAUGAUCAUGUACGUCUUUGCAAUCGUCUUUUGUGAUGUGUCAAAUGAGUAUCUGGGUGGUUUCGAGGACGUGUCCGAUACAGGCAAAACGUUCUUGGAGCGGUACUUCGUUGACCUGGAACGCUCCAUCAUGACGCUGUUUCAGAGCAUUGUGAAUGGAUUAAAUUGGGGGGAUGUGGCUGAUGAGCUCAACAAGCUCAGUCGAAUCUGGGGCUAUUUGUAUGUUGUCUAUAUUGCAUUUUGCAUGUUUGCCGUGUUAAACGUGAUGACCGGGAUGUUCUGCCAAUCGGCGAUUGAGAGUGCAGAACGUGACCAAGAGCUGCACGUCCAAGCGGUCUUGAAUACCAAGCAGCAGCAGGUGGAGAUGUUCAUGUCUAUUUUCCACAUGCUGCAGAAGGACCGUGGGCGACGUGCAUCGCACAACCAGAACUUGACCUUCACGGAGUUUGAGCAUUUGUUUGACCAGCCACACAUCCGCUCGUUCUUCCAGGCAUUAGAUGUUGAGACCAAAGAUGCUUGGACACUCUUCAAGCUCAUGGACGUCUCAGGCCACGGUGAUAUUGAUGCUUCGGAGUUUGUGGAAGGUUGCAUGCGUUUGAAGGGUCCUGCUCGAGCCAUCGACAUGUCCAUCCUCAUGCAGGAACAGCGGCGGAUGCGAAAGAAGUUGGUGAGUAUGGAGCAGGUUCUUUUGGACUCGUUAGGGCGACCUCGAACCCGAACGCACUCCUCAGCCACCAUGACUGCUGCUUCACUACCUUCUCAAGUGAUUCCCUUUGAAGAGGUUGUGUCGAUGUAG
This is a messenger RNA of Durusdinium trenchii, 1782 nucleotides long. The record is from the annotation of a GenBank genome assembly. NCBI's taxonomy places the organism in Eukaryota, Dinophyceae, Suessiales, Symbiodiniaceae.